AUGGACCUCAUGAAGCUGAUGAUGAGCGACUACAAGGUGGAGAUGGUGAACGAUGGGAUGCAGGAGUUCUUUGUUGAAUUUCGUGGGCCUAACGAAAGCAUUUAUCAAGGAGGUGUGUGGAGAGUUAGAGUAGAGCUGCCAGAUGCGUAUCCUUACAAAUCCCCAUCGAUUGGUUUCAUCAAUAAGAUAUAUCACCCAAAUGUCGAUGAGAUAUCUGGUUCAGUCUGUUUAGAUGUCAUCAACCAGACAUGGAGCCCAAUGUUUGAUCUUGUCAAUGUGUUUGAGGUCUUCCUUCCACAACUUCUGUUAUAUCCUAAUCCUUCUGAUCCAUUAAAUGGAGAUGCAGCUGCGUUGAUGAUGCGUGAUCGCCCUGCUUAUGAACAAAAAGUGCAAGAGUACUGCAAAAAAUAUGCCAAACCAGAGGAUGCUGGUGUCAUCCCAGAAGACAAGUCCAGUGACGAAGAGCUGAGUGAAGAUGAAAAUGACUCGGGUGAUGAGGAGAUAAUGGGCAAACCAGACCCAUAG
This is a messenger RNA of Miscanthus lutarioriparius, 525 nucleotides long. The record is from the annotation of a GenBank genome assembly. Lineage: Eukaryota; Viridiplantae; Streptophyta; Magnoliopsida; Poales; Poaceae.